Messenger RNA from Colletotrichum godetiae, 885 nucleotides. RefSeq lists its product as uncharacterized. The record is from RefSeq and is a predicted model, not a curated record. Lineage: Eukaryota; Fungi; Ascomycota; Sordariomycetes; Glomerellales; Glomerellaceae. The transcript has a single exon. The coding region runs from base 133 to 528 and encodes 131 amino acids.
ACCAUUUUAUGCACCCCGCCUCUGAGAUAUUCCCUGAAUUCUAAUCGCAUGUUUUGAUUCAGAAGCUCCAUCUGCCCAUGUCUAAGUGAAGCCUUCAGCCUCCAGGCUCUGCCUUACCGCAAUAAAACCAUCAUGGCCUCCAUUCUCCUCGCCAUCCCUCGCAUCAUUCUCGCGUUCGAAUACUUCGUCGGCGGUAUUCCUAGACUCGGUCCUUGGCCAUUCAAGACGCUUCAUAAAAGAAUCUACCGAAAGUCUCAGAAAACGGCGCCAUACCUCCACCCACUCUACCCUUUCACUGAUCAACGCACAAUCAAGCUACACAUGCAAUAUAUAGGAGCUUUGAUGGUCACGGAAGGCUUCUUACUCGCGCUCCCACAUACUAGAGGGGGGAUAUUCGCCCUGUUUCUUGGAUGCUUUCUUACGUCUUCUGGAUACUGGAGUCAGAUGCGAGCCGAUAUGCCUUAUUGGCUUCCAGUCACAAAUUUUGGUCUAGCAUGGCUGGUGUGGUAUAUCGAGAACAGAUCAUAGCCGGAGGAAGAGGAAGAGAUAUUGUCUGACAAGCCUCUCAGUAUACCCCAUCAUGACGUUUACGUACUAGGGAAAGCAAGUCAAAUUUUCAAACUGCUGCUUAGUCUGCACGAUGCAUUUUACAGCAGGAUUCAUUGAUCUCUUGCCAUGAGAGCUGAAACUGUUUAUUGAAUCCACUCCUUUGACUCCGUGUUCAACACUGGCUUAUCGGAGUCUCCUAUCGGGCCAGAAUACCCGACUCUUAAGAACUAGUUAAAAGACUCAGGGACGAGAGGCUUUCUUCCAUAGAUCGACCAGCUAAGGGACGCCAGGGUGAUCAGUAAUCGCGAUAAAGGUAACGGGGUCCAAACGUCUCAC